AUGCCGGCAAUCGUCCUCUUUGGAGACUCGCUCUUCCAAUUAUCCUCUACGCCUCAAGAUGGCUUCUCCUUCCAAGCCGCCCUUCAGGACCACUGCAUGAGACGUCUCGACGUCAUCAACAGAGGCUUCUCGGGCUAUAACACGACCAACGCUCUAGGAGUCCUCCCAGACCUCUUCCCACCACCCUCAGCAACGACGCCCAAGAUAGACUACAUCUUAAUCCUCCUCGGCGCCAACGACGCCUGCCUCCCAAUCCCUACAAACAGCCAACAAGUGCCCCUAGAACAAUACAAGCAAAACCUCAAAGCCAUCCUCACCCACCCCACCAUACGCGCCCACAACCCCAAGAUCCUGCUCGUGAGCCCCCCUCCCCUCGACGAGAUCCGCAUGCUCGAACGCGAUCUCGAAAAGGGCCACGGACAGGCGUCUCGCAGCGCGGCCGUCAGCAAGACGUACUCGGACGCGGCGCUCAGCGUGGCAUCCGAGGUUCCGGGUGUCGUGCCGAUCAAUCUCCACGAGGCCGUCAUGCGGCGGGCCGAGUCCAUGACGAUUGGGUUUAGUCGGAGUAGGCUUCCGCUCGGGCAUCCCGCGGGUGAGAGGGGCGGGUUGGAGGUGUUGAUCCCGGAUGGGCUGCAUUUGGGGGGUGAAGGGUACAGAGUGCUGUUUGAGUUGGUGAAGCCUUACAUUGGGCCGUUUGAUCAGUCGAGAGAGGAUUACCGGUAUCCGGCUUGGACCAUCCUGAACCCUGGUAGUCUGGGUUGA
Messenger RNA from Colletotrichum phormii, 762 nucleotides. RefSeq names its product SGNH hydrolase-type esterase domain-containing protein. The coding region runs from base 1 to 762 and encodes 253 amino acids. The transcript is spliced from 4 exons. NCBI's taxonomy places the organism in Eukaryota, Fungi, Ascomycota, Sordariomycetes, Glomerellales, Glomerellaceae. The record is from RefSeq and is a predicted model, not a curated record.